Molecule: messenger RNA, 1667 nt
Organism: Platichthys flesus (European flounder)
Lineage: Eukaryota; Metazoa; Chordata; Actinopteri; Pleuronectiformes; Pleuronectidae
Product: achaete-scute homolog 5-like
Exons: 1
Coding region: 846-1340 (164 amino acids)
Biological process (GO): regulation of transcription by RNA polymerase II; developmental process
Molecular function (GO): RNA polymerase II transcription regulatory region sequence-specific DNA binding; protein dimerization activity; DNA-binding transcription factor activity, RNA polymerase II-specific
Source: RefSeq, a predicted model, not a curated record
GCAGCUGAGGUGAGACACAAAGACUUUAUACCAUUCUCCCCGAGCUUCAUUAAUCAUCACUUCUUCAUUCAAUCAUUUUACGACUCAUAACAUCUGUAUAUAAAUAAUAACAUAACAUCUGUAAUUGAAGUGGCUGUUUUAUUUAUAUUGGAUCGAACAAACUCAAACAUCUUUUCAUCCUGUUUCACUGUUUGUUGUCUGUUUACACAAUAUUGUGUAUUAUUUAUAUUUUAUUGUGUUUAUGUUGAAACUUUACAGAUUUACUUUGACAGAUUUUUCUCAUUUUAUUUUCAUUUUAAUGUCACAUUAUCUUAAACUCGUGUUAUCGGUCAGUCACGUUUUUAUUCUAUUUUAAGAUAAGGUUUAUUUUAAUUUUUUUAUUGUUUCAUGCUGAGUUUAUGAAAAUGCUCAUAUUUGAUAAACCUGCAGAUGAUCUUCAUAUUUUUAAGAUUAUUAGAUGAUCAAACAAUCACUGAGAGACGAAGCUCCACUGUCUCCUCGGUCGUAUUUCAGAACAUUGUCAUUUUAAUAUUAAUGUAUAACUAAUCCUUUCUCUGUCCCUGAAACGAUGAAUUCCCUAAACACUACAGCUCCCAUGAGCCUCGGCUGCUGUUGCUAUGGGGAUGACGAGGCUGUCAAUUGAGAAGACAUUGCCAUGGUUACUGAGUAGAUCUGAAACUAGAGUAUUAAUAACUUUAAUAAGCUUGAUGUGAAGCUCUGUGAUUGGCUGACUGUUCAUGAAAUGCAUCCUGGGAGUCGUAGUUUUUCGAGUAUUUACAUGUUUUGACUUUUCAGUUUCAUCCCUGUCCUCAGGUCCGAUGACGUCCUGAAACAAACCAGAUCACAUGAUGAGCUACACCUUCUCUCGUCCAAUCACCGAUCAGCAUUCUUCUCACCUGAGCUUCAGUCUGUCUCCCUCUGCUGGACCCUGUGAGGACCGCGACGUCUCUCAACCCUUCUUCGUCUACCCCUCCAGGAUGGACGCCGCUGGCCUCGGCCUCUACCGGGGUCCCCUGGGGGGCCCCGGCCCCGGGCUCCUGCCGUACCUGACCCCCUUCCACCACCAUGGACACUUCAGCGUGUACGAGUGUCCCUUCGAGCCGGCGUUCAUCCAGAAACGAAACGAGCGCGAGCGUCAGAGGGUAAAGUGCGUGAACCAGGGUUACGCCCAGCUGAGGGACCACCUGCCGGGUCAGAGCGCCGACAAACGCCUCAGCAAGGUGGAGACCCUGCGCGCCGCCAUCAGGUACAUCAAGUACCUGCAGGGACUGGUGGAGCUGGAAGAAGGGGGCCACAACGGGGACAGGUCCCCCAGCACGUCAGCCCCUGGACCAGACUGAGGGGGUCACACGUUGCUGUCGUCUGCUCUGUUCAACCAACAUCCUAGAUCCAGAACCACAAGAUCAGAACCAGACCAUGAUACAGGAACCAGAACAGAACCAGAUCGGAAUCAGACAGAUCAUGAAAGAAAAACCAGGACGAGACCAGAACCAGCUUUUCAGAGGAGGAAUUAGAUUCCUGAUCCGGUCAAGUCCUGAAACACUCCUGCAGUCACACUCACUUGUUUGCAGGGGGCGCUGUUUGACUGCAGGACUAACAGUAGAGCUCCCCCUGCUGGACAAACUAAUAUCUGAGGAGAAAAAGCUGUUGAAUGGUUUAUGACAAAU